GACGCGCACCAUCCCCGUGCGUUCAGAAGAGGUGCAGCUGCCGGUGGAAGGGGAGCGACGAAGAGGAGCGGAAAAACAGACAGCACAACCUCACCGCAGGAGACCAUUUCUUCCUUGACUGCUACAAACGUUCGUUUCCAGAAGACUUUAUUUUUUUUUUUCCUUUCAGACGGUAAAGGUUCCUAAUAUGUGUUGGAUUUAACGCAUCCAAACAGAAAAAAAGGAAUACCAGACUCCUCUGGUGGAUGUGGACACCUGAGCUAUAGACAUGGAAAAUAUAGUGAAUUUGUUUUUUUCUAUUCUUCUGGUUUUAUGGGUAUGCGCGUUUGGAGGUUCGCCCAGUGUUCAAAUUGGGGGACUUUUUCCGAGGGGCGCGGAUCAAGAGUACAGCGCGUUUCGGAUAGGAAUGGUUCAAUUUGGAACCUCGGAAUUCAGACUGACACCCCAUAUCGACAAUCUCGAGGUCGCCAACAGUUUCGCUGUGACCAACUGUUUCUGUUCACAGUUCUCAAGAGGAGUUUAUGCAAUCUUUGGAUUCUACGAUAAGAAGUCUGUUAACACCAUCACGUCAUUUUGUGGCACACUACAUGUCUCCUUCAUAACGCCCAGCUUCCCUCUGGAUGGAAAUCAGCAGUUCAUUAUCCAGAUGCGGCCUGAUAUAAGGGGGCCCCUCCUCAGCCUUAUUGAGUACUACAAGUGGGACAAGUUUGCCUAUCUAUAUGACAGCGACCGAGGCCUCACCACUUUGCAGGUUGUUCUGGACACAGCAGCAGAAAAGAAGUGGCAGGUGACAGCCAUCAAUGUGGGAAACCUUAAAGAUGAGAGGAAAGACGAAGCUUACCGCUCUCUCUUCCAAGAUCUGGAGAACAAGAAAGAGAGGAGGGUGAUCUUGGACUGUGAACAGGACAAAGUGAAGGAUAUCAUGGAGCAGGUCAUCACAAUCGGGCGCCAUGUCAAAGGCUAUCACUACAUCAUUGCUAAUCUGGGUUUUGUUGAUGGAGACCUUUCCAAAAUCCAGUAUGGUGGAGCCAAUGUUUCAGGCUUUCAGAUUGUUGAUUUUGAUGAUCCUUUGGUUUCAAAGUUUGACCAACGAUGGGAGGCCUUGGAGGAAAAAGAAUAUCCAGGAGCAGACAGUAAAAUAAGGUACACAUCAGCACUGACCUAUGAUGCUGUACAGGUGAUGACAGAAGCUUUCAGAUAUCUACACAAACAGCGCAUUGACUUUACCAGGAGGGCCAACACAGGUGACUGUCUAGCUAAUCCAGCUGUGCCUUGGGCUCAGGGAGUGGAAAUCGAGCGAGCUCUUAAACAGGUCCGCGUCGAAGGCCUUUCUGGAAAUAUUCAGUUUGAUCAACAUGGCAAGAGAGUCAAUUAUUCAGUGAAUAUAAUGGAAUUAAAGAGUAAUGGUCCUGUUAAGAUUGGAUACUGGAAUGAAGUUGACAAAAUGGCUGUGACCAAAUCAGAUGUCUUUACCAAUGACACAACAGGAAUGGAAAACAAAACAGUUAUUGUCACCACCAUCUUGGAAGCUCCGUAUGUCAUGCUGAAAAAAAACGCUGACCUUUUCGUGGACAAUGAGCGCUAUGAGGGUUACUGUGUUGAUCUGGCUGCAGAGAUAGCCAAACACUGUGGCUUCAAGUAUCAGCUGAAAAUAGUGGGCGAUGGAAAGUAUGGAGCCAGAGAUGCAGAAACCAAAAUCUGGAAUGGAAUGGUUGGAGAGUUGGUGUAUGGGAAGGCAGAUAUUGCAGUGGCCCCUUUGACCAUAACAUUGGUACGAGAGGAAGUGAUCGACUUCUCUAAACCCUUCAUGUCUCUGGGAAUCUCCAUCAUGAUCAAGAAGCCUCAGAAAUCCAAACCGGGAGUCUUUUCUUUUCUGGACCCGCUGGCUUAUGAGAUCUGGAUGUGCAUUGUUUUUGCCUACAUUGGAGUCAGCGUGGUGCUGUUUCUUGUCAGCCGCUUCAGCCCCUAUGAGUGGCACACUGAGGAGUACGAGGACGGGCAGAUCCAGACCAAUGAAUCAACUAACGAGUUUGGCAUAUUUAACAGCCUGUGGUUCUCACUUGGAGCCUUUAUGAGACAGGGAUGUGACAUCUCUCCCAGAUCCCUGUCUGGGCGUAUUGUUGGUGGUGUCUGGUGGUUCUUCACUCUAAUCAUUAUCUCCUCCUACACGGCUAACCUGGCUGCCUUUCUGACUGUCGAGAGAAUGGUUUCUCCCAUUGAAAGUGCGGAGGAUCUGGCCAAACAGACGGAGAUAGCAUAUGGAACUCUGGACUCUGGCUCCACUAAAGAGUUUUUCAGGCGCUCAAAAAUUGCCCUCUUUGACAAAAUGUGGACAUACAUGCGCAGUGCAGAACCCUCUGUGUUUGUGAAAACCACAGCCGAAGGGGUCCAGAGAGUCCGCAAGUCUAAGGGGAAGUAUGCCUACCUGUUGGAGUCCACCAUGAACGAAUACAUCGAGCAGCGAAAGCCGUGCGACACCAUGAAGGUUGGAGGUAACCUGGACUCCAAAGGCUACGGGAUCGCCACGCCGAAAGGAUCCUCAUUAAGAAAUGCGGUUAACCUCGCAGUACUAAAACUGAAUGAGCAAGGCCUGUUGGACAAAUUGAAAAACAAAUGGUGGUACGACAAAGGAGAGUGCGGCAGCGGGGGAGGUGAUUCCAAGGAGAAGACCAGUGCCCUAAGCCUGAGCAACGUGGCUGGGGUCUUCUACAUUCUGGUUGGCGGACUCGGUUUGGCCAUGCUGGUGGCCUUGAUUGAGUUCUGUUACAAGUCCAGAGCCGAGGCGAAACGAAUGAAGGUGGCAAAGAAUGCACAGAAUAUUAACCCAACUUCCUCGCAGAAUUCACAGAAUUUUGCAACUUAUAAGGAAGGUUACAACGUAUAUGGGAUCGAAAGUGUAAAAAUUUAGGGGGGAGUACUGGGGAGAAUGGUCGGGUGAUGACUCCAGAGUUUCCCAAAGCUGUCCACGCUGUCCCGUAUGUGAGACCUGACAUGGGACUAAACGUCAGCCUGACAGAUCUAUCCUGAUCACUGAGAAACUCCUGAGUGCCUUACAAUGGUUUUAAUAGAGUUUUUUUUUUUUUUCCUUUCUUCCCUCGUUUCUGUUCCGGCACUAUUUUUUGUUUGUCUUGUGAAAAAGUAAAGGUAUGAGAUUGAGUUUUCUUUUUCUCUCACAAAGACUUUUACUUUUACUCUCUAUCUACAUUUUACAUAAAAACGCUUCCCUUGAUGGGUGGAAUUUUACUCAAAACAUUAAGAGGUGGCUUUUGUUUUCUAAACUUGUGAUAUCAUGCUUUCCUACCUGCUUGAACUGGACUGAGACAGAAGCAAGGGCUUGAUUCACAGCUGCAGUUUCUCCUGGGCAUCAGCGAUUCAGUCAGCCCUGCUGUAUCUGUGUGCCUGAAUAGUGUGAGUAUUUGUGUAUCUGUGUGAGAGAGUGUGUAUGCGUGAGAGAGACAAAGGGGAAAAUAUUGUUGACCACUGUUUCUGUAGCCCCCACCGCCAAACUGGAUUUUCAAGCACACUUGAUAUUAUCUCCAUUAAGAUGUGAAUUGGUUGUUUGUUUUGGUAAGAAAAUUUCCAGAAGAAAAAAAUAUAUAUAAAACUUUUUUUUAUGUAUUUUCACAGAAUAGCUUUUAAAUAAUCUUGCGUACAUACUGGCUGGAUAUAAACAACUUAACAUGCGAGUUCAGAGAAAGAAAAAGUACUAAACAGCUUCUAGUUCAAUAUUUUGAAAGCCAAAUACAUUGCAUAAGAGAGUGAAAUCUAAAAGUCAUGUAAUUAAUUCUUGAUAAAAACAUUCCUGUAUAUUUUAUUCUUUAACAUUAGGUGUUGAUAUGAUCUAUAUGUCAAUGCUUGACAUUUGGAAAUAAUCCUUCUUGGCUUUUUGUUGUUGGAGUUGUUGCAGAAAUGUUACUUUAUUCUUUUGUCUCUGUUUGCUUCAGUGCUUUUGGUGUUUGUAUUUUUUCUAAUUAGCAUCGGGGUAACCACUCUGUUUUCAACAAGAAACUAAUCUGUUUACAUACCAUGAAUGGAAAACAAUGAACAGUAUGAUAUGGUAUUAAAGCAUUACAUUCUGAAGUGACAUCAAGAGGAGGCAUCCACAUUCAUAUGGCUUAGGCGAUGCUUCAAAAUGCCAAAUAAGUAAGAGUGCCAAAUUCUAGUGCCAGUAGAUAUAACUAUAGUCUUACAAUAAUGACUAAUUGUCAUCUCAGUGAAUGUAAAUGAAUCUGAUACAUUCUGUAACUUUUGUAUCUAGGUGUACAGUUGGUGGCAAUGACAGUGCUAAUAACAAUAACCUUUUUGCUUUGUUUUUCCGUCUCCAUAUAUUUUGCAUUGAUCUGAUAAUGAAGUAGCACCAAUUGCAUGUUGUUGCCGCAUAUACUACAUACGUUUAUUUCAUUGCUGCCAAGCAUCUGUUUUAAUUUUAAUUUUGAGAUUGUGAGGUUAACUGUUUAAAAUUGGAAUUAUAUUGUAAGACAUAUAUAUAUAGUUAUACACACAAUAUAUACAUAAAACAUAUAUUUUAUAUAAAAAGUUGAAAUAUUAAAAAAUGAUGUCCUGUUUCAAAAGCUACUUUUCUUCCAUGUAAUACUAAAUUUACUUGUAAGAUUUCUGAAAAUACUUUAAAUUUUUUUAUUGAGUUCUGUUUUGCACAUUUUUUAAACAAGCACAUCAAUCUUCACUUCCCUUUCAAACUCAACCUAAACUGUUUUAUUUUUCAGUGUUGUUUCUUAAAAGUGACAUUAGAAACACAAACCAUAGUUGCUAAUCAGUUUCAUUGCAUAUUCAGGCUUAUCACUGACAUUUUGUAUAUGGAAUGUGUGCUAACUUCUUUAUUUUUUGGAACUAUUUCUAAAUAAAGGUUGCUGAUUUCUUGUUA
Molecule: messenger RNA, 4882 nt
Organism: Girardinichthys multiradiatus
Lineage: Eukaryota; Metazoa; Chordata; Actinopteri; Cyprinodontiformes; Goodeidae
Gene: gria2b
Product: glutamate receptor, ionotropic, AMPA 2b
Exons: 16
Coding region: 269-2908 (879 amino acids)
Biological process (GO): monoatomic ion transport; modulation of chemical synaptic transmission; synaptic transmission, glutamatergic
Cellular component (GO): plasma membrane; dendritic spine; AMPA glutamate receptor complex
Molecular function (GO): transmitter-gated monoatomic ion channel activity involved in regulation of postsynaptic membrane potential; AMPA glutamate receptor activity
Source: RefSeq, a predicted model, not a curated record